This is a messenger RNA of Silurus meridionalis, 1812 nucleotides long. RefSeq names its product leucine rich repeat containing 3Ca (gene lrrc3ca). Bases 395 to 1195 code for a protein of 266 amino acids. Gene Ontology annotation, molecular function: protein binding. Gene Ontology annotation, cellular component: plasma membrane. The record is from RefSeq and is a predicted model, not a curated record. NCBI's taxonomy places the organism in Eukaryota, Metazoa, Chordata, Actinopteri, Siluriformes, Siluridae. The transcript is spliced from 2 exons.
AACGCUCGCGCCUUCGGUUGCGUGGAAACUGAGCGGAAGGUUUCUCCUCGCGCGCGCUCGCGAGUCAUAUUGUCGGGGAUUCUCGACACGCUCGCGAGUCUCCCUCUUUCUCUCUCUCUUCACUUCACCACACACACACACACACACUCUUUCACACACGCGCUUGCGUCUCUCUCUCUCUCUCUCUCUCUCUCUCCUCCAUCACUCACACACACGCGCACACACACGCACAAACGCACAGUCUCUUUCACACGCGCGCUGGUGCGUUUCGUCCUAAAUGAAGUGAAGAUGUAGAGAACUUUCUUUUUGCUCCGGUCACGAGCGCGAGAAAUACAAACACGUGAUUGCGAGACCUCCUCCUGACCCCCUGAAAGGAUUAUGCCCCUAAUUCAUCAUGCCAUUGCCGUCCUAUUGGCUGCUCCGGCACUCCAUGGUCAUGUGCUUGCUCCUACACAGCUUGGUGUUGAUGACCCUGUGCUUCCACCAUGCAGCCACCUCCUGCUCCAAGCAUUGCUACUGCUCCGAGAGCAAUGGUCUAUCUGGGGGCAAGACCAUGCGGUGCAGCAACCUGCGCCUCUCUGAGAUCCCAAGCGACAUCCCGAACGACACACGGCACCUCUACCUUGACUACAACCUGCUGACCAGCAUCCCUGCCAACGCCUUUCAAAAUCUUCCUCUGCUGGCCGAGCUUGAUCUUUCGCACAACGAGCUGGCAGUGCUUGAGCCUGGAGCUUUUCGGGGUCUGGCAGACUCGUUGCUGUUCCUGGACCUGUCCUCCAACCAGCUGACAACACUGGACCCUGAGGCUUUUAAAGGAGUGAAAGCUCGAUCCAAUCUGACCGGCAACCCCUGGCACUGUGACUGCCGGUUACAGACGGUGCUUCCACUCCUCGAUCUGGAGACUGUGUCUCUCACCGGCAUUGUUUGCCAAACAGCAAAACCUGAGGACUCAGGUGCCCAAGGUGUGCCCUUUUUGCUGGCCAAAGACUUGGACCUAUGUGUGGUGCGUAAAAAGACCACAGACGUGGCAAUGCUCGUGACCAUGUUUGGAUGGUUCACGAUGGUCAUCUCCUACCUGGUCUACUAUGUGCGGCAUAAUCAAGAAGAUGCCAGGCGCCACUUGGAGUAUCUCAAGUCUCUGCCAAGCAAGCAGGGCAAGUCUGAGGAGUCUUCCACCAUUAGCACUGUCGUUUGACAGCAGACCAUCGCUAAAUGGGGAAGCUUCAUAGGCAAGCAAAGGCAAUUGAGACUCUCAAAAGUCUAGCCUGGUACAAGACCCAGUAACCAGAUGACCAUCUCAGGCUUGAGUUGAAUUGGUUGACUGCUGCAGCCCUCCGUAUCAUCACAAAGCGAAUGGAACCAGCCUUGGAAAACAAACAGCAGUCCGAAUAAUCCUGCUGCAAGUCUUCAAUUGCAGGCUGCAAGGCAAAGACAAAACCUCCUCAGGGAACCUACAUGCCAGCAUAGCAAGAGAAUCGCAGGGGUCAUCUAAUCUUAUCUCAAUAAAUAAUUGAUCCUGGACCAGCCAAGCUCAAAGUCUGCCCAGGCUGAGUGGUUUGUCUGUUUUGAAUGCAUUUGAAGGAGGACUUUUUACUUUCCACUACAUUCCUAUGGUUAUAUUUUUUAAGGCUUCCCAUUUAUUUACAGGAGCAUGUAGCAUUAAGAAAGCACUCUCUUCCAUUAUGGUAUUAAAACAUGAAAGAUUUUGAGGGUGUAUCUAUUCAGACUACAUUCAAUUGUAGAACCGAGCCAUGCAUUAAUGUACACAUCAGUCUUUUUUAGGAUUCGGAAAUAAAUGCUUAGUAAAAGUCA